AUGGGAAAGGCAAAGAAGGAUCCUUUGAACGCGCUCUUUAGCAAACUCUGCAUAAACGCUAAUGGAAAAGCCUCGGCCGAGAAAGUCCCCGAAUUUUCAAAGGCAGUUCACUUGAUAGUCACAGAGUUGUGCCAGUUUUAUGGCCUCUCCUCAGCAAUUGAGCCUGUAAAUGACAAGGAGUCCGCCACACAUUUCUUCCUCGAACUAUCGGACUUUCUUCGGGAAUAUGGUUGUCCGUAUCCAACGUUUUCAGACCUUCCGGUUGGCGAGAGGUUCGCUUCCGUUGAGAAUAGGACACUGAUUCUCCGCUUCCUGUGCGGCGAGCUUGCAGCUGCCAGGAAGUUGGUAAAGAUUCAGCCGUCGCUGCUCUCAGGCGGUUCACCUAAUGGCGUCAUAAAUGGCGCUACCGAUACUGGUCCGUCUUCUGCCGGCAUAGAAGAUAUGGACGAUUAUCUUCGGCGGGCCUGUAUUACCCUGAAGCGGCCGAAACCGCCGGCUGACAUCGGCGCCAAGGAGCUCCUAGAAGGACUUUUUAAAUCGGUCUCGGGCGCCUUGACAAAGUGUCCCUCAGGUCAUCUGGGCAACCCACUGAUCCCACUUGAAGGCCUAUCGGAUAGUCAAUGGGUGCAAGUUAUUCGUAUGGCACGUCUGCUGCAGAACGAAUACAACAGCCGCCGAGAAACCUUCAUUAAACGCGCCGACUGCACCAUCGAAAGUUUCAAGUGGGCCGACAAGUCCAAGGUAAGACCAACCUUAAAAGUACCAUCUCUCUCUCUCUCUGUCCCCGCGAUCGAAUGUUCAAAUUACAUCUUUAGCCGUGAGCGGAGGUCCGUCUACAAUUCCGUACGCUUUUUUGCGCUACAGCUUUUGCCUAAAAGAUGA
Dibothriocephalus latus is the source of this 882-nucleotide messenger RNA. The record is from the annotation of a GenBank genome assembly. Lineage: Eukaryota; Metazoa; Platyhelminthes; Cestoda; Diphyllobothriidea; Diphyllobothriidae.